CGGGGGCUUCCAGUCAGCAUUUUUAAGGGGUCUCAAAAGUCCUGCAGUCUCAUUCCAGUUCAGCUCAGACCCUGGCUUCGAGGCACCACUGGGAGCUUCAAGAAAGAAAAAAAAUCAAGAUGCCAGAGCCUGCAAAGAAAACAGCUUCUGCUUUCACCAAGAAGCCAAAGACAACAGAGGUAGUGGAAGGAGACACAGCUGUGUUUGAAGCAGAGACUGAAAAGACUGGUAUCAAGGUGAAGUGGCAGCGAGCUGGAGCAGAAAUGUUUGAAAGCGAGAAGUAUAUCAUCAAGGCUGAAGGGAACAAACAUUCACUGACUAUCAAUAACACUGGCAGAGAGGAUGAUGCGCCAUAUGCUGUAAUUGCAGGGAGUUCCAAGGUCAAAUUUGACCUCAAGGUCAAAGAGCCAGAAAAGUCUGAGGCAGUUCUUCAUACUGAAGCUGUUUCUACCCCAAUUGUCUCAGACUCACCUACACCAGCAGAGACACAACCAGCAGAAUGCACCAGAAGUUCCGAAGUUCCAGCUCCUGAGGCUAAGCCAGAGCUGCCUCUGGACCCUGUUGGUCUCUUUGUGACACGGCCUCAGGAUGGAGAAGUGACUGUUGGUGGAAACAUCACAUUCACUUGCAAAGUAGCAGGUGCCAGCAUGCUGAAGAAACCAUCAGUGAAAUGGUUCAAGGGAAAGUGGAUGGAUCUGGGAAGCAAAGUGGGGAAACAUCUCCAGCUGCAUGACAGCUAUGACCGAAACAACAAGGUUUACAUCUAUGAAAUGCACAUUAUCCAAGCAAAAAUGACUUAUGCAGGGGGGUAUAGAUGUGAGGUGUCUACCAAGGACAAGUUUGAUAGCUGUAACUUCAGCCUGAUUGUCAAUGAAGCACCAGGAACAGGAGAAAUGGAUAUCCGCACUGUCUUCCGACGAAUGAGCCUGGUGGGAGGAGGAAGACGGAUGCCUGCAGCCUGUCUCAGUGCAGAGGGAAAUGAAGAAGGUGGAGAGCUGGAUUUUAGUGCCUUAUUGAAAAAGAGAGACAGCUUCUUGCGCUCAGUAAAUCGCAAAAGUGAGCCAAAAACUGAAUUACAACCUGAUGUUGAUGUCUGGGACAUCCUCCGGAGAGCUCCUCCUUCUGAGUAUGAGAAAAUUGCUUUCCAGUAUGGCAUAACAGACCUACGGGGAAUGCUGAAACGCCUCAAACGCAUAAAAAAGGAGGAGAAGAAAAGUACAGCAUUCCUCCAGAAACUGGAUCCUGCUUACCAAGUGGACAAAGGACAGAAGAUCAAGCUAAUGGUUGAACUUGCCAACCCAGAUGCCGAAGUGAAAUGGCUGAAGAAUGGACAGGAGAUCCAAGUGAGCGGCAGCAAAUAUAUUUUUGAGGCUGUUGGGAAUAAGAGGAUCCUGACUAUCAAUCACUGCUCCCUAUCUGAUGAUGCAGCAUAUCAAUGUGUGGUUCAUGAGGAGAAAAGCUUCACAGAACUAUUUGUAAAAGAGCCUCCAAUCCUGAUCAGCCACCCAUUAGAGGACCAGGUGGUGAUGGCUGGAGAGAGAGUGGAGUUCGAGUGUGAAGUGUCUGAGGAAGGGGCUGCUGUGAAAUGGGAAAAGGAUGGAAAUGAGCUGAAACGGGAAGAGACAUUCAAGUACCGGUUCAAGAAGGAUGGGAAAAAGCAUUACCUGAUCAUUAAUGAGUCAACCAAGGAGGACAGCGGACACUACACCGUGAAGACCAAUGGUGGGGAGUCAGUUGCUGAACUGAUCAUACAAGAGAAAAAGCUGGAAGUGUACCAGAGUAUUGCAGACCUGACAGUGAGGGCACGGGACCAGGCAGUCUUCAAGUGCGAAGUCUCCGAUGAGAAUGUGAAAGGAAUCUGGUUGAAAAAUGGGAAGGAGGUGAUCCCAGAUGAGAGGAUAAAGAUCUCUCAUAUUGGCAGAAUCCAUAAGCUAACUAUUGACGAUGUAACCCCAGAAGACGAGGCUGACUAUUCUUUUGUCCCUGAAGGAUUUGCUUACAACCUUUCUGCCAAACUCAGAUUUUUGGAGAUCAAGAUUGAUUUUGUGCCAAGACAAGAACCCCCCAAAAUCCAUCUGGACUGCAUGGGUCAAGCAGCCCCUGACACUAUUGUUGUGGUGGCUGGGAACAAACUUAGAUUGGACGUUCCCAUAUCAGGAGAUCCAAUACCCACGGUCAUCUGGCAGAAAGUAAACAAGAACAGCUGCAAUGUGCUAAGCAAUGCUGAUUCCAUGGAUUCCCCAGACUACAGCAGUGAUUUAAGUAAUGAGAGUAAGCUUCUCUCUGAAUCUGAAGGUAGAGUUCGUGUAGAAAUGCAUGAAGACCACUGUAUCUUCAUCAUUGAAGGAGCAGAGAAGCCAGAUGAGGGGGUUUAUAGAGUUACAGUAAAGAACCCAGCAGGAGAAGAUAAGGCUGAUAUCACAGUAAAGGUUAUUGAUGUUCCUGAUCCUCCAGAAGCUCCCAAGAUCAUCAAUGUAGGAGAGGAUUACUGCACAGUGCAGUGGCAACCCCCUAAAUAUGAUGGAGGCCAACCAAUACUGGGAUACAUCUUAGAAAGGAAAAAGAAGAAGAGCUACCGGUGGAUGCGGCUGAACUUUGACCUUUUGAAGGAGCUGUCAUAUGAAGCCAAGCGAAUGAUUGAAGGUGUUGUUUAUGAGAUGCGGCUUUAUGCUGUGAAUUCCAUUGGCAUGUCCCGGCCUAGCCCUGCCUCACAGCCCUUCAUGCCAAUUGCUCCCCCAAGUGAACCAACCCACUUUACAGUGGAAGACAUCUCUGGCAGCACUGUUACCCUGAAGUGGAGACCCCCUGAGCGGAUUGGAGCAGGGGGACUAGAUGGCUACAAUGUGGAGUACUGCAAAGAAGGAUCUACAGAGUGGGUUCCAGCUCUUCAGGGCCUAACUGAGCGAACAUCUGCACUCAUUAAAGAUCUGGUCACCGGGGACAAACUCUACUUCCGUGUCAGGGCUAUAAACCUGGCUGGUGAGAGCAAACCAGCUCUAACCAAAGAGCCUGUCACCAUCCAAGAAAUCCUGCAACGUCCCAAAUUCUGGCUGCCUCGCUAUCUACGGCAGACUCUGGUGAAGAAAGUAGGAGAGACAAUCAAUAUUGUGAUUCCCUUCCAGGGUAAACCUAGACCCAAAGUCACUUGGACAAAAGAUGGUCGAACACUAGACGCCAAAGAGGUGGGAAUUCGGAACAGCACCACAGACACUAUCCUGUUCAUUCGGAAGGCUGAGCAUCACCACUCAGGGACAUAUGAAGUGGAAGUUCAGAUAGAAAACAUGAAUGAUAAGGUUGCUAUUACCAUGCAGAUAAUGGACAAACCUGGUCCACCUCAGAACGUGAAAAUCAUAGAUGUGUGGGGAUUCAAUGUUGCUCUGGAGUGGAAACCACCCCAAGAUGAUGGCAAUGCACAGAUCUCAGGGUACACAAUCCAGAAGGCUGACAAAAAGACAAUGGAAUGGUACACUGUUUUUGACCACUAUCGACGCACAAACUGUGUCGUGUCAGACCUGAUCAUGGGGAAUGAGUAUUAUUUCCGUGUCUUCAGUGAAAAUUUGUGUGGCCUGAGUGAAACUGCUGCAACAACUAAAACUCCUGCCUACAUACAAAAGACAGGCACCAUUUAUAAACCACCCAGUUACAAAGAGCAUGACUUCUCUGAAGCCCCCAAAUUCACUCACCCCUUAGUAAACCGUUCUGUGAUCUCUGGAUACAAUGUUACGCUCAGCUGUGCUGUAAGAGGAAGCCCCAAGCCAAAGAUAUUCUGGUACAAGAACAAAGUGGAUCUCUCUGGAGAUGCCAAGUAUCGUAUGUUCAGCAAGCAAGGGGUAUUGACCCUGGAGAUACGAAAGCCUACUCCCUUUGAUGGAGGCUUUUACACCUGUAAAGCUGUGAAUGAAUGUGGUGAAGCUGAAAUAGAGUGCAGAUUGGAUGUCAGAGGUGGUGUUGGGGUUGGAAUUUGAAGAGAAGGAAAGGACAAAAGAAGAAAAUGAAUAAUGGGUAGACCCAUGUACACCUAAAGCUCUGAGCAUCUUUAAGUGUCAUUUAAUGGGGGAGAAAGAUGUUCUGUUUAGCUACACAAUUUCACGUUUCCCGUCUCAGAAUUGUUGAAGUGUUAUUGUCCCUAAUAACCAUGCAGGGGAAAUAGAAAUAUUUUCUCCAUUAACACUAGAGAUUCUCCUUUAGGACAGAAACAUUAAAGCUAAAUGCAAAACUGAUCCACCACCCCUCAAAUGAACACAAACACUAACAUCAACCCUCCAAUGCUAAAAUAAAUCCUCUCCUUUUCCUCUUUUGUCACUUUCAGAAUU
This is a messenger RNA of Dermochelys coriacea (leatherback sea turtle), 4313 nucleotides long. It is a transcript of the gene MYBPC3, whose product is annotated as myosin binding protein C3. The coding region runs from base 120 to 3965 and encodes 1281 amino acids. The transcript is spliced from 34 exons. NCBI's taxonomy places the organism in Eukaryota, Metazoa, Chordata, Testudines, Dermochelyidae. Gene Ontology annotation, molecular function: protein binding. The record is from RefSeq and is a predicted model, not a curated record.